Messenger RNA from Lingula anatina, 2448 nucleotides. RefSeq lists its product as uncharacterized. NCBI's taxonomy places the organism in Eukaryota, Metazoa, Brachiopoda, Lingulata, Lingulida, Lingulidae. The record is from RefSeq and is a predicted model, not a curated record.
UUUGAGUAACAAUGAGACCAACAAUACAUGCAAAAAUUACGUCGUCGACGCCAGCGGUGACACAUUAAAUUUCAUGGAGGAUAUCACUUACAAAAAGGUUAGUUACGCUUAUCUAAAUUUGGACUUCGAUGGAAUUUUCACGACGCCUGCAAUUACAAAUCAGUCGAUUGUGUACCCGAACGUUUGGAUUUGGUGUCAAGAGCAUUCUACCCUUCCCUUGUUAUAUGGACCGUAUGAUUUCCGUAUCCUUUCUGUGGGAACUAUGAACUGGUAUGUAAAAAGUUACGAUAUAAAAGUAUCUGUGGGGCCGAGCAACUGCAGCAUGGACUUUAAUAAAUUCGACACAUUGGUGAAAAUAGCAUCUUCACUUAGAACAAUGGUAAAUUUCACGAGAACAAAAACUGGCAAGACAUUAAAACUGGAUAAACCGAACGCAUUUUGUAAUUUUGUGAAAAUCCCCACACAGACGUCUAUAAUGGAGUCUUACAUGCUAGGCUGGAAUCGCUAUCGAAUGUCCGGAUUUCAGUGCUGCGUGGAGAGGCCGACUGGAAAAAUAGGAAAGGGAAAACACUUUGAAAAAUCGAAGGAAAUCUAUGACUGUUCAAGAAGAGUUUCAAAAAGUGGUUGGUUGUCAUUUAUACAAGUUAUUUCUUUUAUAUCGUUCUUAUAUGCGCCGUUAUUACUUCAGUUUUUCCCCGACAGCCAACGCCCAUCCACUUUCACACUGCAGACGUCAAGACGCGUACUAUCACGAAACAACGGACGUGAGCACGAAAAUGGACAGAACUGGUCAGGACUGUGGCUGUCCGAUCCCACCACCUACUUCCUAACAUAUUUCAAACUUACAAACAAUGGGCGUCAGCGACAAAUAUGGCUCUCGCGGGCAUGGAGACUCGUGCUGUUUUGGUUUCUCAUCCCCAGCAUUCUGAUACUUCGAAUCACUCUGUACUAUUAUCUCAAAAGAAAAACGCUUGAGAAACGAUUACAUGCAGGAAUACCGAUAGGUUUUCUGGCCAUACCAUUCGGAUUCGAACGCAGUCUAGAAAAUUGGAAGUACUGGAUGGGAGGUCCGUAUGUCGUGUUACUGCUAUAUGCCAGUCUCUCCGUACUGUUUUUCUGCCUCCCAAAUAUUUCAGACAUUCUCAUGUGGAACUUUGCUAAGUCUCAUCACAGAGCAAAGCGGUAUUUUGUUUUCAGUCAAUGCUUGACUAUGGUCAACGGGUUUGGCUAUGUGGACUUCAGCAAGUACUAUGGUUUAAAAUUUGUAGGUCUCAUCAUUCUUGGGCGGAUCUACGCUAUUAUCAACCCUGAAUUCUGGUUGUACUUCUUGCUAGUAUGGAAGCUUCGAAUUAAGAGACUAAUGCGUUGGGCUUCCAACCCCAUUGCAUCUGCACCAAAAUGGCUCACAACAAUUUUAUACGUGCCGCUAAUUUUCCUUACUAUCAUCCCAGUAGCCAUAGAAUUUUUCAUCACCGUGGUAUACUUUGGUUUACCUUUGCUCUACCUACUGAAAGUUUUGAUCUGUUCGUAUAUAGGUAGAGUUUGGCAAUACCUCACCAGUGACAGUAAAACAUCAGCGUGUCCCUUCCGCAACGUUUUUGGUGUAUUGGCGGCUUUCCUGAUAACUAUGACUUUACUCGUGUAUACUUAUAUCUUUGGUAUGAUUUACGUGACCAGCACCUCCUGGAUUUUUUUCUUACUGGAUCAGACAUUUGUCGGCUUGGUAAUCUACCCGCACGAGGCUCUGGGUUACGUAAGCGUGGUGUCCUCAGUUGUGUUCUACACUUACCAUAGCAUCCAUGGGUUAGUUACUGGCCACGCAACGUUGUUUGACCUAACGCUACAGGCGUGCAAGAGGAUUAAGAGAAAUCACAGCACCCAGCAUCAUGCACAAGACAGUAGGACAAAUCCAAAUAGGCAGAAUAGAAUCCAGUCCACAUACGGGACUUUCUCUUCUGACUUUGACAACUUAAUCCGGAGCAAGGGACGCAUCCUUUAUAUCCCUCAGGAGCUCUUCAAGCGUGUUCUAGGAAAACUUCGUCCACUACGGCGAGAGGUGCUUAAAUCUGGGCUAAAGCUGGCUGUAAUGAUUUUCUUUCUAGUGGUUGUCAUUUUGGUCACAAAUGACUACAACCGGCAGGAAGAGUUGUAUGCAAUCCCUCAGUUGAUCGGCAUAAUUGUGGUGGGGACGCUGCCACAGACAAUGCAGAUUGUCUGCUCGUGUUGUAAAAGCCACGUGAGGAAACUGAAGAUGCAACAAAAAGUCGAAGACAUUGUUGAAGAAUGGUGGGAAAUGGAAAAGGUUCGAAGCACAAUGACGGAAUCAGACUCGGACGAUGAAGAGUUGGGGGAAAACGGUCUGCUGCAUGGAAGUAAAAGAAGUGUUCGUCUAAGGCUGUAUUCCCAGAGCUUUUAGAUCGAUCUAUCGCCGCGGGGAGUCUCACUAGA